AUGAAAAACCGCUUCAUGCUGGCACCGCUGACCAAUUCCCAGAGUCAUGAAGACGGUGUCAUGAGCGAAGAGGAAUUUCACUGGCUGACAUUACGCGCAGCAGGUGGUUUUGGUCUGACGAUGACCUGUGCGGCUCAUGUUCAGGCAGUGGGUAAAGGUUUUCCUGGGCAGCUGGGUAUCUGGAGCGAUGAUCACCUGCCUGGCUUGACCCGCCUGGCACAGAAAAUAAAAGCAGAAAACAGCAUUGCCAUCGCACAACUGCAUCAUGCCGGCAUGCGUUCGCCUGCUGAGAUCAUCGGGUGCGCGCCAGUGUGUCCCAGUGAUGACGAAGAAACCGGUGCCCGCGCCCUGGAUACGUCUGAAACAGAGCAGUUGAUUGAGGAUUUUGUUGUGGCUGCGCGGCGCGCCGAGCGGGCUGGCUUCGACGGAGUAGAGCUGCACGGGGCCCAUGGCUACAUUUUGUGUCAGUACUUCAGCGCUGAAAUUAAUAAACGGGACGAUCAGUUUGGCGGCAGUGCCGACAAUCGAUGGCGUAUUCUGUUUGACAUUAUUGAGGGUAUCCGCAGUCGCUGCGGACCGGAUUUCAGUCUUGGUGUGCGUCUGUCGCCGGAGCGGUUUGGCAUGCAGCUAGCAGAAGUGAAAGACAUGGCCGCUCGGCUGAUGCAGAGUGACCAGCUUGAUUUCCUUGAUAUGUCUUUGUGGGAUGUGUUCAAGCUGCCUGAAGAAGAAGCUCAUCAGGGACAGAAUCUGAUGGCGCAUUUUACUGAGUUGCCCAGAGGCAAUACGCGUCUUGGCGUGGCGGGCAAAAUCCGCACACCCGCUGAAGCGCAGGCCGCCCUGGAUGCAGGCGUGGAUUGGAUAAUGCUGGGUCGAGCGGCCAUCCUGCACCACGAUUUUCCAAACCAGACCCUGCAGAAUUCGCAUUUUGAGCCCGUCAGUUUGCCAGUGACCCGCAGUUAUCUGGCCAGCGAAGGCCUGUCGCCUAAGUUUGUUGACUAUAUGGCGGGCUGGAAGGGUUUUGUCAGCGACGCAUAA
Messenger RNA from Symbiodinium necroappetens, 1035 nucleotides. The record is from the annotation of a GenBank genome assembly. NCBI's taxonomy places the organism in Eukaryota, Dinophyceae, Suessiales, Symbiodiniaceae.